AUGGGAAAGGAUAUCAAGAAAUUUGAUUUACCACCUAUUCAAACUAACCCUCAUUCAAAAGGAAGUUCAUACCUAAGAGAAAUUCAAGAUGAACUCAAUGUACAAAUUCCAGAUGAAGACCUCAAUGCUGAAUCAUCACUCAAUUCAGAACAAUAUAAUGCAUACACUUCCGUACUAUCACGAAUUCAAGGAAAUAAAAGCAGGAUUUUCUUUAUUGAUGGGCCAGGAGGAACUGGGAAGACAUUCUUAUACCAUGCUUUGCUAGCCAAAGUAAGAUCAGAAGGGAUGAUAGCUCUUGCUACAGCGACAUCAGGCGUGGUAGCAGUAAUAAUGCAUGGAGGCCGAACAGCACAUUCCAGAUUUAAGAUAAAAAUCCCAACAACAAAAUCAUCUAUGUGUAGCAUAUCCAAGCAAGAUGGAACCUCAAAGCUGAUAAAGAUAGCUAAGUUAAUAAUUUGGGAUGAAGCUCCAAUGGCUAAACGUGUUGCAAUUGAAACAUUAGAUAGAACAUUAAGGGAUAUAAUGGAUCAAGAUGAACCAUUUGGUGGCAAAGUAAUAGUAUUUGGUGGGGAUUUCAGACAAGUUUUACCAGUAGUACCCCACACAACAAGAUCACAAACUGUUAGAGAAAGUUUAGUAAGCUCAUAUUUGUGGAGCAAAAUGGAAAAGUUGAAGCUAUCGAAGAAUAUGAGAGCAAGAACAGAUUCAACAUUUAGCGAAUUCCUUUUAAGAGUUGGAAAUGACGAUGAACCGACAGUGGCUGAUGACCUAAUAGCAUUGCCCACUUCUAUUUUGAUAAAGAAUAAAAGUGAUGAUUUACCAGAAGAUUGUCUAAUAAAUGCACUUUUUCCAUCUUUAGAUGAGAACUUCAAAUCCAUUGACUAUAUGAAAGAUCAGGCUAUCCUGGCAACAAAAAAUGAAUAUGUCGACAUGCUAAAUGAUAGAAUCAUAAAACAAUUUUCAGGUGAAGAAAAAGAAUUCUAUAGCUUUGAUGAAGCAGUUGAUGACACUAAUCAUUACUACCAGCCAGAAUUCCUAAACACGUUGCUACCAAAUGGACUACCACCCCACAAGCUGGUAUUAAAGAAACAUUAUCCUAUUAUUUUAUUAAGGAACCUGGAUCCGACUAAUGGGCUAUGCAACGGAACAAGAAUGGUAUGUCAAGAUUUUAAUUGUAAUAUAAUCCAUGCUAAGAUCACGAUGGGCCAAAAGCAGGGAAAGAAGUUUUCUUGCCAAGAAUACCAUUAUCUCCAGCAGAAGAUGAAGGGUUCAUGUUCAAGUUCAAACGAAAGCAAUUUUCAAUACGGCUAUGUUUUGCAAUGA
This is a messenger RNA of Asparagus officinalis (garden asparagus), 1323 nucleotides long. Its product is annotated as ATP-dependent DNA helicase PIF1-like. NCBI's taxonomy places the organism in Eukaryota, Viridiplantae, Streptophyta, Magnoliopsida, Asparagales, Asparagaceae. The transcript has a single exon. The record is from RefSeq and is a predicted model, not a curated record. Gene Ontology annotation, biological process: telomere maintenance; DNA repair. Gene Ontology annotation, molecular function: DNA helicase activity. The coding region runs from base 1 to 1323 and encodes 440 amino acids.